Molecule: messenger RNA, 865 nt
Organism: Cryptomeria japonica (Japanese cedar)
Lineage: Eukaryota; Viridiplantae; Streptophyta; Pinopsida; Cupressales; Cupressaceae
Product: putative flavin-containing monooxygenase FMO GS-OX-like 11
Exons: 1
Coding region: 167-604 (145 amino acids)
Source: RefSeq, a predicted model, not a curated record
UGCUGUUUUGACAUUUUUUACAAUCAGAGAGUUUGAAGAUAAAUUUUACUGAGUGAGUAGCCAUUUAAGUAAAACAUGAAGACAAAUAGGUACAAGAUUUUUAUGAGCAUCAUGAUCAAUUUGAUCUCAAACGAAUUGCAAUUGGCUCAGCAGGGUCAUUGAGAAAAUGUCUAACAAGGAGGUUUUAGAUGGAAUUAGCAAGGUGGGUGUGAUUGGAGCUGGAGCAGCAGGGCUUGUAGCUGCCAGGGAGCUGAAGAGACAAGGAUUUGAGGUGGUGGUGUAUGAGCAAAAUUCAGAUGUGGGUGGCAUUUGGUUGUAUAAUCCAAAUGUUGGGGAUGAUCCACUUGGAUUGGAGUUAACAGGGCCCAACCAGGGGAUUGCCUACCAGUCUCUCAGAACAAAUGUAGCCAGAGAGCUCAUGGGUUUCAUGGAUUACUCCUUCCUUGUCAAGGAGGAAGGGACUCAAGAAGGUUCCCUGGUCACCAUGAACUUUAUCUGUACCUCAAGGAGUUUGCAAGGGACUUCAAUUUGGUUGAACUUAUUAGAUUCAAUACAGUGGUUGAGUAUGUUGGGAUGGUUGGUGAAGGGCAGGAGUGUGUUAUGAGUGGUGAAGAUGGUUUGGAUAUGGAUGGGGAUCCCAUGGAUGAGAGAGUUCAGUGGGUUAUGAGAGCAAGGAAUUUAGGAGUUGUGAAAGAGGAAGUGUUUGAUGCUGUUGUUGUGUGCAAUGGUCAUUAUAGACAACCUGUAAUUGCUGAAAUUCCAGGUAAUUUUCUUUGAAUUUGAUAGGUUAGGUUGUAAUGGGACUUAAACUGGAUUCAGUCGUUGGGUGUAUUCUUUAGUUUUUUUCUUUUAUGUUGUUCUGAUU